This is a messenger RNA of Arabis nemorensis, 1518 nucleotides long. The record is from the annotation of a GenBank genome assembly. Lineage: Eukaryota; Viridiplantae; Streptophyta; Magnoliopsida; Brassicales; Brassicaceae.
AUGGCAGAGGAGCUUCAGAUUCCUGUUGCAGAGACGGUUCAAGGGAUCCAAACCGGGUCUGAGGAUUUCGGGUUCUGCGUCGACCCGGUUGGUGUUUCUCAUGUACCAGGGAUUAGGAGAGUGGGUUUGAGAGCUGAGAUCGAUACUUCUCCUCCUUUCGGGUCGGUUCAAGAGGCUGUGACACGAUUCGGUGGUCGUGGGUAUUGGGUUCCUUUCAAGCUCCAAGACAAUGGUGAGGGAGAAUUUGACAUAAAGAGAAUGGAAGAGCACGCGGCGGAGCUUGAGAAGGAUUUGAUUGUGAAAGAGUUAGAAACUUUGGAUGUUCUUGAAGCACUUGGAUCGACGAAAAGGAUCGUUGAAGAUUUAAAGCGGCAGCUUCAUGAAGAAUCCUUGAGAUGCACUGAGAAUCUCAGUUCAGAUAUCAAAGAGAUGAACGAUGAGGAUUGUCAUCGCAAUCCGAUGUCAUCUCCUGAUAUGAUCUUAAUGGAAUUGAAGCAAGCCAAGAUGAAUCUUGGUAAAACCAUGGAUGAUCUUGUGAUGAUCCAAUCAUCUGUUGAAUCUUUGAAUAAGAAAAUGAAAGAAGAGAAAGAUUUCCUUGAGAAGACACGAGCGAAGCUCACGUAUGGGUUUGGAGGAGCGAUGUCUCUAGCUGAGGAGCUUAGUCGAAUCAGGGUAAAACCGCAGGUUCUUGAUGAAUCGCUAAGGGAACAGGUUAAGAUGGUUGCUGAAACCGAUGAAACGGGUUUAAACCAGCAGAACAAGAACUGUCUGAGAACUGCAGAGAUGAGAUUGGUAGCUGCUAGGAAAAUGGAAGAAGCUGCAAAAGCAGCUGAAGCGCUAGCGAUUGCUGAAAUUACAAUGUUAUCAUCCAACGGCGAAAGUGAGGAUGAUGCGGAAUUUUGCUUUCCAGAGCCUCCAAGAUCUCCCUUAACACCGAGAGGACUAAGAAAUGAAUAUGACUUCUCCACCAAUAAUAGCUCAAGAAGAGGGAUUUUGAAGAAGCUUGAGGAAGCUACCGAAGGAGUUAAACAAAGCAAACAAGCUUUAGAAGCAGCGUUAAACCGAGUAGAGAUUGCUAAUGUGAAGCAACUCGCAGCUGAGAAUGCAUUCCGCGGGUGGACUAAAGACUCAUCGAAAGGCGAUAACUUUACGCCUUUGAAUCAAACCCGACGCUCCUUUUUCAGCCAUUUGCACAAGCAGCAUGAGACACUAGACAAUCUCCCAAAGCCAAUGUUAAAGCCUAAUGUCUCUAUGCGUGAUGUUCUAAGGCGUAAGCAAGUUCCAAAAGAAGAUGUUGUUGUCCCUCAGAGGCAGAGUCUUGAAGGGCAAAUGCCGAGGCGGAAUGCGAAUCUGAGCCAAAUGUUGAAGGAAUUGAAGCAGGAUAUAAAGUUUUCGACACGAGCCGAGAAAGAGGAAGUGCAGGAAGAGAAACAGUUCGUCACACAGAGGAGAAAGUUUGGUUUCAUUCACAUUACACUUCCAAUGCAUAAACAGAGUAAGAAAAAAUCCAGCCUUUAA